AUAUGGCGACGAGAGGAAACAAAACUCGUGAGAGAUGGCAGGAAUGAAUGCAAGGCCCGGGAAGUGUGCGCCUUCGGGGCACACGAUCACGAUUCUGAGAAGGGAGGGAGAAUUGAACAUUGGGCGAGCAGAACAUCGCCUCGGACGAAGGCAGGCGCGAUGAAAAUCUCGAGAAAAUGCAGCGAAAAUCGCAUGGCAACCACGCGAAAGAAAGGAGCAGAGAGGAGAAUGGAGCAUGCACCUCGCCUCAUGUGCCCCACCUUAUCCGGAAUUCCAAGGCAGACGCCGUGCUGCCGCUGCUACGGAAACAAAUGAGCACACUGUAAUGCCAGAGGCGCUCCAGAGUCCAGAUUCCAGAGGCAGGUGUGAACCCUGUGGCCCGUUCUGACAGCCGAGCGCCGAGCAGCAGCGAGAGAGAGCAGGCAAGAAAACCAGAGGCGGCAUGGAGCAGACGAGGAAGAAGAAGAAGAACAGAAAGGAAGAAAGGAAGGAAUGAAUAAAGGAAGGAAGGAAGGAGGGAGGGAGGGAUGGAUGGAUUGUGCAGUGCUCUGGUCGGGCUCUGGUGGAGAGAGUGCAGGCCAGUGAAAUGGCGUAGAUAAGGCGAGCGAGUGUUUCGCCGGUGGAGCUGCGGCUUGGGUGUUUGCGUUGCUUUCCGCAAGUGCAGGCAGGCGGGCAGGCACGCAGGCAGAGGAGAGGCAGUGGCACGGGCCCAAGGGCCCAGACAGGCAGCGAGCAACAGCGUAACAGCACAGCAGAGGCAGCAGAGGCGAGCAGAGCAGAGCAGAGCAGGCCAGGGCCGCGCAGAGGAGAUGAGAGGAGAGGAGAGGAGAGUAGAGAGAAGAGGAGCAGUUGCCUUUAACUUAUCGCGAUUCCGUGCUAUCCUCGUCGUCCGUCGUCGCGUGCCCUCAAACACAAACAGCGACAAGCCAGCCGAGAAAUCAGAUUGAUUCCUUUCUGUCUCUUGCUCUCUCCGCAAGAGAAUAAUGCCUCCAGUCGCUCAGUCGCCCGCGUCGUGAACACGGAGAGACCCGAGAGAGGGAGGAGAGGAGAGGAGAGGAGAGGCGAGAAGGAGAAGGAGAAAGAGGGAAUGGAGGGAGCGAGGAAGGGGGCAGGGUCUGGAUGUAGCCGUGUCUUGUUCUGCCGCAAAGAAUCGAGUUGUGUCGAGUGCGGAAAGAGGUGGGGAUUGGGCGGUGGAGGAGCUGUUCAAAGGACGCUGUAGAAGAGUGAAAUACGGCUCAAGGGCGCAAGAACGGAAGUUGGCUGUAGCAGCCGAACAGAGCAGGUCUUGAAUUUGUUCGAGGGAGCGAUCGAGCGCGCGAGAGCGUGGAUUGGCCUAAAGAAUCCUGAAGUCGGCCGGACGACGGAUCCUGUACAGAAGGCGGGUGAUGGCGGUGGCGAUGGCGUUGCUGCAGUGAGGAAUGUGGCGCUGGAAGAGCGAGAGUUGUUGAUGAGAAGGAGGUGGAGGAGAGUGGGGAGGACGGUGCACUGGUUGUUCAUAUUGCAAAGAUUGUAGAAAUCGGCGGGGAUGGGGUUUAUGUGGAGGAGGCGGGGAAGAGAUUGAUCGCGAGGAGGAGGAGGAGGUUUGAGGAUUUCUGUAAUUUUUGUUCUUGGGGAGGCGGAGCGGAGGAGGGGAUCGGAGAAGGGGAUGAUGGAGAGGAGUCGCGGAUGGACGUGCGCAGGAGGCAAGAGAGAGAACUGCAACGCGAGGCGCCGUCGGCCUCAGCUCCAGCAUCAGCUUCAGAAGGGGACGGCGUGGGGCUCGUCAGCCUGCAGGUCAGCGGCGCAAUGACCUAUGGAUUGGAAAGAUCGCGUUCUGCGAGACGACGGGGUGGGAAGCUUGGGUUCCGCCUGCGCAAAGCGUGUCUGUGUGUGUUCUUCUCCGGGGUCUUCUGCUUCAGCAUCCUGCAAUGGCUUCUCUCCUUCCCUCCGCCCCUGCACAAGCGCCCUCUUGUGAACGCCUGCCCCAGCACCACAGGCGUGGACACUCCCUACCUGCUGUAUGACGAUGCCGUCUGCUCUCGAGCUUGCGGCAAUCAGUGCUUCCCGAGGGUUCGAGGCAUGUGCAUCGCGCAUUCCGAGGUGGCAAUCUGCGACCAGUCCGACAGGCUGGGCGGACGGGGCCGAGGCAAAACGAGAACCCCCAUCCCUUCGCACUUGCGCUUCGCAGGCGCAGAUCCAAUGACGCGCAGGCGAGUGCCCAUACGACGGAAGGCGUGCAGUGGCGAUUUCCGCGACAAGAAAUGGAUCCGAGGCACGCAGAUGGUCGCCGACAUGAAGAUGAUGCCGGCUGGGCCUCACGUAGGCCCGAACCCGCAUCACGAAGCCGAGAAAAUCGUACCGGCCAUCCUGCUCUCGCACCUGUACGGGCUCAAUAACUCCUCGCUGUACUGGUUCACGGACCCUGUACCCAGCAUCACAUCGCGCUGGUCAAUAGGAUUGAUCGCUGCAUUCGCUGACGGGUUGGAAGUGAAAUUCAUGGAUGCGCCGGACGCCGGAGAGCCCGAAGUGUGUUUCGAGGACGCCAUUCUCUUCUCAGGAGUGACCAAUGCAGGGUACAUGCCCACCGUAGCUGCCAACGACUGGCUCAGGCGAAAGGUGCUCGCCCACUGUAAGAUUCCGGAGGUCAAUGCCAAAAGGCCUGUCAAAGACGUCGUCGUCAUUCAAAGGAACAAUUCGUCCAGGACCAUUGCCAAUGCGGAGGAAAUUGAGCGUGUAUUGGAACGGGAGUUGCGCGUACCUGUGAAGCAUACGGUCAGUGGACUGGGGAACUUCUGCGAACAGGCGAAGCUGGUGGCAGAGGCAGAUUUUUUCGUGACUCCUCACGGUUCCCACAACAUCAAUUUCUUAUUUGCACGCCCGGACUCCAUAAUUUUGGAAGCGUUUCCUCUCCUUUACUACAUAGAUUGGUUUCACAAUUACGUCCAUGCCUCGAGGGUGAAUCACUACGAGCUGUAUGGAACCUGGCCCACUGACCAAGGGGGAAUGCCACUGCGAAUGCGAAUCUACGCUCUUUUUGUUGGCUGGAGGUUGAGGAUCAAUUUUGCCUUCCUUCGGGAGUCUCAAGAGCAUUUGGUCAUCAGAGCUGUCUUCGUCUUGACUCUGAGUUGCGCUUCUCGGAUUGUUAUUCUGCAACUGCACUGGAUUUCUGAUGUCAGGCACACACGAUGUAACAGCCUGUUCAAACAACUGGGGCCUGUGACCCGCUGAAUGUUGUCUUUUUGGCCUCAGAGCAACACUCCAGCAAUCCAUUGGCUUCCCGUGGCGGACCUGAAUCUGGUCCACACGCUGAACAAACAGUACGAGCAAUCCCCUGAAACGCUGCUCGUGACGGUCGGAGGGACCAGAAAAUCUAGUAUGACCGGGAAAUUUGGUUUCUUCAUGUCUAGCUAGUCGAAUAUAGAAGAGAGAGCUUACCCAAUCGGCAAGAAGAUCCUUGCCAGUAUCCGUUCAGUCUUCCAGUCCUCCAGUCACUGCCACUGCAACGCCACUGCAAAAUACCUGCUUCUCGAGCGAAACUUCGAAAUUUGUUUGUUAGGCCAUACCGUCCUGUAGCCGCAAGGCUGAAUCUCAGAUACAUUCACAGACAGUGCAAGUUUACGUUGCACAGAGCAGUCGGGUCUUGAUAUUGGCUUUGUUCAUAAUUUUCUGAACGUAGUCUUACACUCUGUUGUGUGAAGAGGGACGAAGCUUUUUGUUCGUCAGCGCAAGACCAGUGGUAUCGAAUAUGUAUCUAGCCCCGGGUCCGAGUUGUACUCACACAAGGCUCGGCUAAUCGUCCAUAGCCUUUUUCGUUUUGAAACUCCUGAUGUGCGAGUGGAGAAUCUACAGCCAGCGGAAAAUUCCAGCCGACCACUUUCUCAUCAUUUCAUCACGUACGAGAUCAGAAGUCCGGCCUCGAGGACGAUGUUGUAGACGGAAUUUGAAGCAUUGCGCUACUCGGAGACUCGUUCACAAGAGGGUCAGUGCUUGUUCUCCAAAAGCCAUAAAACGACCAAUGCGAGAGCGUAAGCGAUCGGUAGAGUUCGCGCUGGGGAGUUGACCACAAGAGGUGCGGAUGGACUACCCCGUGUACGAAAGUCACGACUGUUGAGACUGAUCCAUAUCCGGGUGCUGUUUGACACGUUUGGCACGUGAAGUCGAAGUGGAUCGAGGGUGCAGGAAAGAUUGUAGCAGGCAGGCAGCGCAUCAAUCGCCAGCGAAGGACGCAGGCCCAUUGCAACCGGACUCAUGAUUCGAUGCUUUCUCCAGUUUCAGUUGACCCGACCUGUCAUACUGCUGAAAAAGCACGUCCUGAAAAAACCUGUCCCGGCCCUUGUGCCUCGUUGUGCAGCUGCGAGCAUACGAGGCAGUUCGUCUUGCGCGGGAAAUGGGUCUUCGCAUGUUACAGCUACGCGAGGCUACGUCACACGCUCUACUGAAAAUACCACGUGGAGAGCAUCUUUCUCUGGGCAUCUAAUAAUAAAUAUAAGGGCCCAUAAUUUUAAGAGAUAUUCAUGUGUACAUGCAAGCCAGCGUUUCCAGGCAUUUCGCGCAGGAAAUACUUCAUGUCCAGACAUUCAAAUAUGUAAUAUCCUCAACCUGCUGCUCGACUGCGGAUGAGAGAACAUUAGGAAACUACAAGACAUGACGUCGUUCAAAAACAGAGAAAGGUGUGAAGUAGUCUAGUAAACCAUGAGACUGGAAAGCACGAUGAAACUACCGUCUCUGGCCGUGUGAAGUGAGGGCAUGUUAUACUUGGUAAGAUGGCUCUGCGUAUUCGUGCAGUCAAACUGUGUAUCAACCUGACUUGUAAGUGGACAUCACUCGGUUUCAUCGGGUGGGGGAAUUGGGAAGAUGUUUGUUAAUGACGGGAACUUUCUCCAACAUCAUAUCUGAAAAAUUUAAAACUCUUCAAGCUCGGUUGCUUUUGAAAACCGGUUGAGAACUCCCAUCAUCCUCUGAUGACUCUGGCUGUGGCAGCACCCUAUGUGAAGGUAUGAUCGUGAGGCUAUGAAAAUGGACCAUCAUGAAUGAAUGUGAUGAAAACAUG
Messenger RNA from Marchantia polymorpha subsp. ruderalis, 5029 nucleotides. The record is from the annotation of a GenBank genome assembly. NCBI's taxonomy places the organism in Eukaryota, Viridiplantae, Streptophyta, Marchantiopsida, Marchantiales, Marchantiaceae.